AUGGAAUCAGCUACACAGAAGAGCGCCUUGACUCAAAGCGAGCAGCACUAUUUCAAUUCUUACGAUCAUUAUGGUAUUCAUGAGGAGAUGCUUCAAGAUUCUGUAAGAACCUUAUCCUAUAGAAAUGCCAUUGCUCAGAACAAGGAUUUAUUCAAGGAUAAGGUUGUUCUAGAUGUCGGUUGCGGGACAGGUAUUUUAUCGAUGUUCGCUGCUAAAUACGGUGCUAAACAUGUUAUUGGUGUCGAUAUGUCGAGUAUUAUUGAAAUGGCUCAACAGCUCGUCGAUUUGAAUGGGUAUGGUGACAAGAUCACUCUUCUACGUGGUAAAUUGGAGGAUGUUCAAUUACCUUUCCCCAAAGUGGAUAUCAUUGUCUCUGAGUGGAUGGGAUACUUUUUACUCUAUGAAUCCAUGUUAGAUACCGUUCUUUAUGCAAGAGAUCAUUUCUUAGUUGAAGGUGGAUUGAUUCUCCCAGAUAAAUGUUCUUUACACAUUGCAGGUUUAGAAGAUUUUCAAUACAAGGAUGAGAAAUUGAGCUAUUGGCAGGAUGUUUAUGGAUUUGAUUUUUCACCAUUCAUACCACACGUUAUGAAGGAACCAAUUGUAGACACGGUGGAAAGUCAAGUUGUCAACACGACAAAGUGUGAGUUAAUCGAAUUCGACUUAAACACUGUUCAAUUGUCGGACCUUUCAUUCACUGCUAAAUUUGAAGUACAAGCUAAAAGACGAGAUUGGAUUAAUGGUAUAAUUACUUGGUUCGACGUUAAGUUCCCUGCACCACCAGGUGAAAAGCCGGUCACCUUUUCUACUGGUGCACAUGCACCAUAUACGCAUUGGAAACAAUCUGUUUUCUAUACCGCCGAUGAUUUAGAAUGUGAAGAAGGUGACAUUUUGAAGGGUCAAAUAAUAUGCCAACCAAACAAAUUCCAUAAGAGAGAUUUGGACAUCAAGCUCACUUACGAUUUCCAGGCAAAGGGUGUGGAUGGUGACCGUAGAUGUAAGAAAAACACAAACUACUAUAUAAUGCACUAG
This is a messenger RNA of Zygosaccharomyces rouxii, 1029 nucleotides long. It is a transcript of the gene HMT1, whose product is annotated as protein-arginine omega-N methyltransferase HMT1. NCBI's taxonomy places the organism in Eukaryota, Fungi, Ascomycota, Saccharomycetes, Saccharomycetales, Saccharomycetaceae. The coding region runs from base 1 to 1029 and encodes 342 amino acids. Gene Ontology annotation, biological process: peptidyl-arginine methylation. Gene Ontology annotation, molecular function: protein-arginine N-methyltransferase activity. Gene Ontology annotation, cellular component: nucleus. The transcript has a single exon. The record is from RefSeq and is a predicted model, not a curated record.